GUCGCGGGGCGCGGCCGCCGGAGGGAAGAGCCGAGAGGGCGGGCGCCUGCUCCCCGCCGCCCGCGUGGUGCCCCGCCUCCCCGCGUCCGAGCGCCCGGCCGUCGAGCGGAGUUCCCGGCUCCCGCCGCCCGCCAUGCCCGCCGCCGCGCCCACCCCGCGGCCGCCGCCGCCCCCGGCCCGGCCCGCCCCCGCCUGCCCCGCGCGGCCCGCCCCGGGACAGAGAAGCCUGUGCGACCAUUCUCUAAGAUAUUUAAGCUCUAGAAUCACAGAGCGGAGACUGCAGGCCUCGUGGCUGCCUGCUGGCCGAGGGACUCUGGAGAAGCCAUUGCUGGGGCCUCACGGCUCCGUCAUGCCCAUUUUCAGCCCUCAGAAUGGCCUUCACUCCUUCCAUGCUGACAGCAGCCCGCUGAAGCCCAGGGUGGUGACUGUGGUGAAGCUAGGCAACCAUCCUCUCCGAAAGAUCACUCUGCUUCUCAACAAGAGGUCCGUGCAGACCUUUGAGCAGCUCCUGGCAGACAUCUCAGAGGCCUUGGGCUUUCCAAGAUGGAAGAAUGAUCGUGUAAGGAAACUGUUUAACCUCAAGGGUAGGGAGAUCAGGAGUGUGUCUGAUUUCUUCAGGGAAGGGGAUGCUUUCAUAGCCACGGGCAAAGAACCAUUGACCUUAAAGAACAUCCAGGUGGCUAUAGAAGAAUUGUACCCCAACAAAACCCGGACCCUGACUUUGAAUCAGCACAGCCGGGCCCCUUCUCCAAGGAUGAGAAGCAGGAUCUGUAGCAGAGCUCUGAAAGGGGGUCACCACUGUGGAGAGACUGAGGCAACCAAGAGCUGCAGUGAGGCUGCCGGGCCCAAGGCAGCCGUCAGACAUCUGGGGAAGAGCCCUGUGGAGCUGGCACUAGAGGACAGGGUGAAGGCCCCGAAGAAGUGGGUGAGGGGCAAAUGGGAGCCUGAAUCUGGUAGCAAGCUGCCCCGGGAGGCCACUCUGGAUGAAAGACAUGGCGGUGGUGAGAGGCACCUGAGUGUGGAGAUUGAAAAGACCUCGGGUGAAAUCAUCAGAUGUGAGAAAUGCAAGAGAGAGAGAGAGUUGCAGCAGAACCUGCAAAGGGAGAGGCUCUCUCUGGGGACCAGUGAACUGGACAUGGGGAAAUGCCAGAGGUAUGAUGUGGAGAAACUGGUGAGGACCAAGAGUUGCAGAAGGUCCCCAGAGGCAAACCCUCCAGGUGGGGAAGAAGGGCCAAAGGGUGACUGUCACAGGAGCAGUGCUAGGAACCCCACUCAGGAGCUGAGGAAAUCCAGCAAGAAUAUAGACAAAGACAAGAAAGAGGGUAGAGAGCUGGAGGGUCAGGACAGCCAUUCUCAAGCAGCAGCCAGGACCAAGAAGGAGCUGGUGGAAGGUCAGCCCGUCAGAGAUGAAGGGCCAAGGGAAGGGAAAAAAGACACCAGGCACUCUGGCAAGAAUAAACAUGGCGCCUGGCUUCUGAGAGAGCAGCAGGCCAACUCUGAGAAGCUUCCGAGGACCCGAGGGGAAGAGCAAGAGGCAGAGAAGGAGAAGAAGUCAUGUGCAUCAGGAGGGAGAAAGAUGGCUCCUAGAGAUGACCAACCUGUGAGGGUGGAAAAGGAUCCCAAGACCAGGCCAGAGGAGAACAAAGCAGAGAGGCCCAGUGGGCGGAAGGCGCGCCCUGCUGGCAUUAUCGCAGCUGAUGUGGAAAAGCAUUAUGACACCGGCAGGGUCAUUGGGGACGGGAACUUUGCUGUCGUGAAGGAGUGCAGGCACCGGGAAAGCAAGCAGGCUUACGCCAUGAAGAUUAUUGACAAGUCUAAACUCAAGGGUAAGGAGGACAUUGUUGACAGUGAGAUCUUAAUUAUCCAGAGUCUGUCUCAUCCCAACAUAGUGAAACUGCAUGAAGUGUACGAAACAGAAAAGGAAAUCUACCUGAUCAUGGAGUAUGUGCAGGGUGGGGACCUUUUCGAUGCCAUCAUAGAAAAUGUUAAGUUCCCGGAGCGCGAUGCUGCUCUCAUGCUCAUGGAUUUGUGCAAGGCACUCGUACACAUGCAUGACAAGAACAUUGUCCACCGGGACCUCAAGCCAGAAAACCUACUGGUUCAGCGAAAUGAGGAUAAAUCGACCACCUUGAAACUGGCUGAUUUUGGCCUUGCAAAACAUGUGGUGAGACCUAUAUUUACUGUGUGUGGAACUCCAACUUAUGUAGCUCCCGAAAUUCUUUCAGAGAAAGGUUACGGACUGGAAGUGGACAUGUGGGCUGCGGGUGUGAUCCUUUACAUUCUCCUGUGUGGCUUUCCUCCCUUCCGCAGCCCGGAGAGGGACCAGGACGAGCUCUUUAACAUCAUCCAGCUGGGCCGCUUUGAGUUCCUGGCCCCUUACUGGGACAGUAUCUCUGACGCUGCCAAAGAUCUGGUGAGCCGGUUGUUGGUGGUAGAUCCCAAAAAACGCUACACAGCCCAUCAAGUUCUUCAGCACCCCUGGAUCGAAACUGCUGGGAAGACCAGUAAAGGGAAUCUCCAAAAGGAGGUGGCCUCCAGCAGUGAGGGCCACUUCCGGAACCAAAACAACUGAGCUGCCAAGUCUUAGUCACCACUUCCUACCUGCUCAGCCCUCCCCCUUUGGCCCAAGGACAGAGAAAAGGCUGGACAUCUCAGGAAUCCAGCAGAAAGGAUUUUGCCACACAGCUGGAGAAUCAGGAGAUAGAAACACUUGGUAUAUUUUGAAAAAAGGUGGUAACAUCUUUUAGAUAUGCAUACUUGGAGCCUUUGACGUGAUUUGGAGGGGAAGAUUUGCCAUCAGUGAGAAUCUUUUUCUGUAAUCAUGAUGUGUCUUGCUUCCUGUUUGUCAUUGAGUUCACUGUACCCUACAUGGUAGCCCUGGGCUAACUUUGGCUAAAAGAGGGACUUAACUCCUGACCUGUGAGGAAAAGGUGAAUCAUGGUCUUGCUGCAUUAAUAAAGUGUGCUCUGAACGACUGAA
This is a messenger RNA of Erinaceus europaeus (western European hedgehog), 2979 nucleotides long. RefSeq names its product doublecortin like kinase 3 (gene DCLK3). NCBI's taxonomy places the organism in Eukaryota, Metazoa, Chordata, Mammalia, Eulipotyphla, Erinaceidae. Bases 134 to 2572 code for a protein of 812 amino acids. Gene Ontology annotation, biological process: protein phosphorylation; intracellular signal transduction. The record is from RefSeq and is a predicted model, not a curated record. The transcript has 5 exons. Gene Ontology annotation, molecular function: ATP binding; protein kinase activity.